UAGCAGCACGAGCAAAGCACGAGGCCGUUAUGUGAAUAAGAAAUAAAUAUCGUCUCUAGCCGUGCUAUUGUAUGCAAGAUUGUAUGUACAUUUAUUGCUUGUACUAUAACAAUAAGUCUCCCACAUAACAUACCUAUCACAGUUCUCUAUAUACCGUGCAUAUCACAUCACGCAAGGACACAAGGAUGAAUGAAGAGUCGGUGCGGGAGGAACAGCUGCGUGAGGCGGCCUGCGUCGGAGAUGUGGAGGCGUUGAACAAACUCAUCCAGCAUGGCGUCAACGUUAACUCCAAGAACGCCAUCAAUGGGUGGUCGGCGCUACACUGGGGCUGUAAGCGGGGCCGGUUAGAGGCGGUGCGUCUGCUACUAGCCGCCGGCGCCGACGUCUCUGUCACCAACAGCAGCGGUCAGCAGCCGGCGGAGCUGACCAAGAACCGACCGAUUCUGCAGCUCCUGGGAGUGGAGCCCACAGAGGGGGAGUCUCCGCCGGACGUCUCCCCAGCCGCCGGCACCCCCUCCUUCCAGCCCUCCUACCUGACCUACCCGGCGUUCAGCGUCGACCUGACGCCCAGCCGGCUUCCCAACGGCGACAGUGGCGCCGCCGGUGAGCCGACGCCAGCGCCGCCAAACGGCAGCCUGGAGAGACCACCCGCCGAGCCGGCUGCGCCCGCUGCGGUACCGGUGGUUCCCGUGACACCGGCGGUAACAGGACUGGUGUGCUGCUCCUGCCGCGACCGGCAGAGGCCCGUCAAGGGCGCUAUCCCUGACGACGAGCUGGUGCUGAAGGUGCGCGUGGCCGGAGUGCCCGCGGAGGCCGACUUUGUGGAGCUGCAGCUGCCGCUCUCCGAACUGACCUUUGACCGGCUGCUCAGGGAGUGCUGCCGAGAACUCAACAUUGACGGACAGGUGAUCGACAGAGUGAGGAAGCUGCCCAACACGCUGGUACGACGUGACAGCGACGUGCGCCGCCUCACCGACUACCAGGAGCUGGAGCUGGUGGUGCGGGGCACUCGGCCGGCCCCGGCCCCCGCCGCCGCCCCCGCCACCCACUCGGCGCCGGCCGGGCCCUUCUCCAGACCCAUCGUCUACUAGGCGGCGGGCGGUGGGAGGAAGCAGAGCUCAGGUCAGCCAGUCGUAACACAGCUCUCUGCCCAGCGCGGCGCUGGGGUACCAUAUGAGUGAACUGCGCUCUGUAGAACUUUCGACGGUGCUUCAGUCUUCACGGGUCUGCCUUUGUACGUUGAUGCAUUCUGCGGUAGAGACGCUAGUCUAUUGUCUUCGCAUCGUUCUGCUAUGCUAUUCGCUUGCAUGAGCCGAACGCUGAAGACAUUCGGUUUGCAGCGCAUUCUAGUGGGACUUGGGACUUGUGUUGGUCCGUUCUACAUCUUACUGUUCGUUGAAUGGUCAGCCGAUAAUGAAAUCAAUCGUAGACGCACCGCAAGUAACAUCAGAUACAAAAGCAAGAAUGCUGCUCACGGACAUGCUCAGCUGUAUUGAGCUAUGGUCAUAAAUCAUUUUUUUUAUAGCGGGCAUUUAUUUACAUUGCUCAUCACCGGUAAACAUGGAAUAUGCAGAAAGCGUGUCUAGCUGCGGCACAUCGGAACCAUGGAUGAAAACCAUGACAUCUCUCAGAUGUGUUAAAACUAAUUUCAUAUGACCCUGUGGGCCACCGUGCCGUUGAAUUGUCUUUUUUUUCGACUUGUGCUACGAUCACGAUAUGGCCGACUGUUUUGGACGAAGUAUUAGAUGACCAUCUCGCGCGCUCGAUGUGAUGUGCCCUGUGUCUGCUGUGCCUCUGUGUUAUCGCCGGCCUCAGUCCGCUGGUACACUCGGGGGCAGAUU
Amphibalanus amphitrite is the source of this 1841-nucleotide messenger RNA. RefSeq names its product ankyrin repeat domain-containing protein 40-like. The transcript has 6 exons. Lineage: Eukaryota; Metazoa; Arthropoda; Thecostraca; Balanomorpha; Balanidae. Gene Ontology annotation, molecular function: protein binding. The coding region runs from base 186 to 1091 and encodes 301 amino acids. The record is from RefSeq and is a predicted model, not a curated record.